UGCAUGUCACCUUGCGUGGCGGCACUAGCAUCUUCUUGACAAAGAAACAGCCCAAUAAGACAACCUCACACCCCAAGUUGACUCGACCGAGUUACCCUCUCGCUCACUCGCUUACCUUACAAUCCCCGCAACCCCCAUCCCAACUCUGCCUUCUUCUUCUUCUUCGUUUUUUUGUCAAUUUUUGUUUCUAAAAUUUGUUGAUAAUAAAGAUGAUGGGGCAUGAAGAAACUGACGUGCACGAAUCCCGAGAAGAAAUGGAAUCUCUGGUCCUCGACGAGCCAUCCAACGGCCGGUCUUCCUCCGAUAAUCCGCUGCUCUCGUCUGCAUCGUCGUCCUUCAUAGACCGUCAGAGCCCUGACUCUUCCUUCAACACCUUUCUGGACCCACCGUCCUACGCCGAAGCGAUCUUCACCUCCUUCGAUUCCUCAUCCAACGGCCACGAUGAAAGCCCCCGACUUUCUUCCAACUCCAAUCCUCGGAGCUCCGAUUACCUCUACAUCUCGGUAUCGGACCCGCAAAAGGAGCAGGAGCUAUCCAAUUCGCUGGUCUCGGGUGGAACCACGUACUACACGUACUUAAUCACGACGAGGACGAACCUACCCGAAUUCGGCGGACCCGGGUCCGAAUUCACCCUCCGGAGACGCUUCCGGGACGUGGUGACGCUAUCGGACCGGUUAUCGGAGUCGUACCGGGGGUUCUUCAUACCGAUCCGACCCGACAAGAGCGUGGUAGAGAGCCAGGUGAUGUCUAAGCAGGAAUUCGUGGAGCAGAGGAGGGUGUUACUGGAAAGGUACCUCCGGAGAUUGGCGGCGCACCCGGCGAUCCGGCGGAGCGAGGAAUUGAGGGUGUUUUUGGAGGUGAAAGGGAAAUUGCCACUGGCGAGGAGCAUCGACGUGGCGUCGAGCGUGAUUGACGGGGCAGCGAGGCUGCCGAGGCAGUUAUUGGGCGAUGAGGCGAUGGAUGUGAGUGCCAAGGGCGGUAGGGACUUGCUGAGGAUGUUUAAGGAGUUGAAGCAGGCGAUGACGAACGAUUGGGGCGGCACAAAGCCGCUGGUGGUGGAGGAGGAUAAGGAGUUCAUGGAGAGGAAGGAGAGGUUGGUGGAGUUUGAGCACCAACUUAGCAAUGUGUCGCUACAGGCUGAAUCGCUUGUUAAAUCCCAGCAGGACAUUGGAGAGACAAUGGGGGAGUUAGGAUUGGCUUUUGUUAAGCUGACCAAGUUUGAGAUGGAGGAAGCAUUGUUUGAGUCUCAAAGAGCACGAGCCACUGACACGAAAAAUGUGGCGACUGCUGCUGUUAAAGCUAGUAGAUUGUACCGGGAGUUAAAUGCACAGACCGUCAAACAUUUGGAUAAACUCCAUGAUUAUCUUGGAAUAAUGUUAGCCGUCAACAAUGCAUUUGCUGACCGAUCAAGUGCUUUACUAACAGUUCAGACUCUUUCAUCGGAAUUAGCUUCCUUGCAUUUAAGGAUCGAGAAGCUUGAAGCUGCUUCAUUGAAAAUAUUUGGUGGUGACAGGUCCAGAAUACGCAAAAUAGAAGAAUUGAAAGAAACCAUUAGAGUUACCGAAGAUGCUAAAACUUGUGCAGAGAGAGAAUAUGAACAGAUCAAGGAAAAUAACAGGAGUGAGCUUGAAAGACUUGACAAAGAGAGGCAUGAUGACUUCAUGAGCAUGUUGAGAGGGUUUGUUGUGAAUCAGGCAGGUUAUGCAGAGAAGAUGGCAAAUGUGUGGGAGAAGCUUGCAGAAGAAACUGAUCAUUUGUGAAAGAUGGCAGCUGAAGUACUUGGCUGUAAAUUUUGGUUUCAAACUUUCCUUUGUACUUCUUCCUGUAAUUCAUGUUUGUACAGUAGUUGGAAUGUUCAACAAGCUUUACACUUGCUAAGUUGAUCUGGCCAUUACCUCCAUUGUCAUUUAUUAAUGUCCACGAAUCUUUUCCUUAAAAGAUUAUUGAAUUUUUUACA
Messenger RNA from Corylus avellana, 1957 nucleotides. RefSeq names its product sorting nexin 2B. NCBI's taxonomy places the organism in Eukaryota, Viridiplantae, Streptophyta, Magnoliopsida, Fagales, Betulaceae. The record is from RefSeq and is a predicted model, not a curated record. Gene Ontology annotation, molecular function: phosphatidylinositol binding.